UUUGUUUUCAUGCAGAGCAAGAGAGAAGUACAAUAUAUGAGCAGCUCUGAUUGGCUAUCACUUGGCAACCAUCACGACGAUAUCUGAUUCGCUAUUCAAGUUGAAUGGCGAAGAGAAAAUCCAAGAUGGCGGACGGCAAAGGAGCGAAAAUCGACUUUUUUCGCGAUACUUGGAUUAGAUACUUAGGUUACGCAAACGAGAUUGGCGAAGCAUUCAAAUCUCAUAUACCAAGAUUUGGGUAUUUUGCAAGCUAUUUUGUAGCGUCAAGUUACGCGUUAGGAGACGCCUCGUCUAAGAGUCUGGAAAUGUACAAGGCGAAGGAAGAUCUUUCUCAAAACGUGAGAUUACGAUCGUGUACGGAAGCCUUCAUCGAGGCGCUUAUCUGGCAAGGUUUAGCAUCUGUAGCUAUCCCUGGGUUUACCAUCAACAGAAUAUGUUUCGUAAUGGGGAUCUUGCUCAAAAGGUUUGCAUCGCAAAUACCGUUAGGAACUCAAUCGUGGAUAACAACAGCGGCAGGUCUUGGUGCAAUACCAGUCAUCAUUCAUCCUAUUGACAGACCUGUCGAUCUUCUCAUGACGGAAGCGAUAAAGCUGUCGGGGCAAUUCGGAGUGCAACACAGCAUAGACCACGGCGAUGGUUGGUCGUUUCCCGGAGCGGACACCCAACUCAUUUUUGAGCACGAAGAUUACUCAUAGAAUCUCGAGCAAUUUCAAAGUCUUUUAUGCUAAUAUUGAAACAAAUUUUAUAAAUUAUUUGCAAGUUUUUUCAAAAUAGAUAUAUCACUAAGUU
Messenger RNA from Dendronephthya gigantea, 789 nucleotides. Its product is annotated as mitochondrial fission process protein 1-like. The transcript is spliced from 4 exons. The coding region runs from base 105 to 695 and encodes 196 amino acids. The record is from RefSeq and is a predicted model, not a curated record. Gene Ontology annotation, biological process: mitochondrial fission. Gene Ontology annotation, cellular component: mitochondrion. Lineage: Eukaryota; Metazoa; Cnidaria; Anthozoa; Malacalcyonacea; Nephtheidae.